UUAAUUUAGCACAUUUUUCACAUUUAUCCACUUUUUCAAAUUUAACUCAGUCAAAUUCACUGUCAAUUUUUCCCGCGGUGGCUGGAUUAUCUCAUUUAAAUGGUAAAUCCGGAAUGCCUCAACCUUUUUUCUCCGUUCAAAUUAGAUGA
This is a messenger RNA of Funneliformis geosporum, 149 nucleotides long. The record is from the annotation of a GenBank genome assembly. Lineage: Eukaryota; Fungi; Glomeromycota; Glomeromycetes; Glomerales; Glomeraceae.